Neltuma alba is the source of this 1412-nucleotide messenger RNA. Its product is annotated as protein FEZ-like. Gene Ontology annotation, biological process: regulation of DNA-templated transcription. NCBI's taxonomy places the organism in Eukaryota, Viridiplantae, Streptophyta, Magnoliopsida, Fabales, Fabaceae. Gene Ontology annotation, molecular function: DNA binding. The coding region runs from base 55 to 981 and encodes 308 amino acids. The transcript is spliced from 4 exons. The record is from RefSeq and is a predicted model, not a curated record.
CUUGGGAAGCAUCCCGUGUCUCUGUUCCAAAGAGACAAGAGAGGGAAAGUGGACAUGGAGGGGAAGAACGAAAUAGACAUUUUUGACGAUAUUCUGCUGCCUGGUUUCCGGUUUCAUCCGACAGACGAGGAGCUUGUUGACUUCUACCUCAAGAAUAAGAUAGAGCAGAAGACUCUUCCUAUUGACAUCAUUAAGCAAGUGGAUAUUUACAAGUACGAUCCAUGGGAUCUUCCAAAGAUGGCGAGCAGUACUGGUGAAAAAGAGUUGUACUUCUACUGUCAAAGAGACCGAAAAUACAGAAACAGUGCUCGCCCAAAUCGUGUGACCAGAGCUGGCUUCUGGAAGGCCACUGGAACUGAUCGGCCUAUAUACUCCUCAAAGGGAAGGUGCAUCGGUUUAAAGAAGUCGCUUGUGUUCUACAGAGGCAGAGCGGCCAGAGGCAUCAAAACUGAAUGGAUGAUGCAUGAGUUUCGCCUUCCUUCUCUUUCUGUUUCUCCUCUUCCCACAAACCUCCCUCCAACUGACUCAUGGGCAAUCUGCAGGAUAUUCAAGAAAACCAACACUCACAAACCUUCAUCUCAAUCUCCCCCCUGGAUCCCCAGCUUGCCGGCAGGUGAUAUCCUCACUCAUGGUGGUGGUGCCACCACCUCCGGCAAUCAUUUCAGUGCAGAAAAUCUGUCUUUCACGAAAGAAAAUAUCUCCGGCGCAUAUUUCUCAGCUUCAGAUGUUCCCUCCUACAAACCCAUCGACGCCCGAGUAGGAGAUAUUGAUGGCGGCUUCAAUUUCUCCACGCUGGAAGCGUCAGGACCCAUGCUUUUGAACCCAGACUGCGAAGGAUUUGAAGGGACAAACCAGCAGUUUAGUGGCUUAUUAUCAACGAGCGUACCUCAGGAUAUGCAAGGGAAUAUAAACAGAGCAACAGGGUUUUCUUUCACUAGGCCCGCUUCUCCUCUGCUAUGGGACACCCCCUUGUUCAACUGACAUUUGCACUGAUAAAUGCUACAAUUGGCAAAACUGGGGCUAUCCAAGGGGUUUCUUAUGUUUGCAAUUAGUAUAAAUCUGGGGCCAGUGCUGCUCAGAUUACAACUAAGUGUACAGGCGUGGUGCUAUCAUCUCCUGUCACAUAAAUAGUGUUCAUCAACGCUGGACCCGGCCACGCAAAACAAAAGACGUUGUUCAAAAAUUCGUCAGCAGGAGGCUGGGGACUUCACGGAUAUUUGUAUUUUGACUAGUUGUACGUAUCUGGUAUGCAGGAUUUGUUCAAAUCAAUAGUUGUGAUCAUGUUCAUUUUGAACUGUUCAUUACAGGUUUUUUAGUUGACCCUCUGCGUUGUAAUGAUGCCAAGCAAAGACAUGUUAGAUUUCCCGUUUUGUCUUUUUUUGGGCCAAUGAUGAAAAGGUUUAUUUUUGUUU